GUCGUCGGUAAGUUUUCGUCACAACUGCCUACCUUUUUUGUAGUGGUCACAGCUGCCACUGUGACUCAAAUUCCUGAUCUCAAUACCCUAGGCAUCUCAAUGGUGCGUAUUGACUUUGCGCCAUGGAGUAUCAAUCCUCCUAACAGUCUCCCAAGAGCCACCGAAAUUCUCACUAUCAUUGAAGACUCUCUGGAAGUCGGAUUCUUCACAUCAGACCUUGAUAGUCACCUUAUCUCAAAGAUUCUCUUCGUGUUUCCAAUAGGGUUGAUUCACUUCCAACGCAACGUUGGGCAUGCUAAUGUUGUGGCCAUUGCUGCACUAAGCAGCCAAAACCCAGGAGUUAUCACUAUAGCUAACUCCAUCUUUGGGUCAAAGCCAGACAUUUCUACCGACAUUCUUGCAAAGACAUUCCAAGUGGACAAAAGCAUUGUGGAGCAAAUCCAAUCGAAGUUCUAG
Molecule: messenger RNA, 456 nt
Organism: Linum tenue
Lineage: Eukaryota; Viridiplantae; Streptophyta; Magnoliopsida; Malpighiales; Linaceae
Source: the annotation of a GenBank genome assembly